GAAUUUCGUUGAGAUGCUGAGCAGAGCUUCCUCUGACUUGUUGUCUACAGGACAGAAUGAAAAGGAAGCCCCUGUGACUCCAGUGCAACCUGAAGUCCCUGAGCUAUCUCAAAGCAAAACUGAACAUAUGAAAACUCCAGAAGAAGAGCUGCAGCCAGAAAACCCUCCUGCUGAAACUUCAGCUCCAAAAGAUCACCUGGGCUCUUUGAAGAUCAGACCAGUCUCCGAGCCUUCCCUGAGUCCAGCCAUGAAGAACGAGUUGGAAGAAUGUGAGACGUGGAUAGACAGGUUCCGGAAGCUGGAAAAUGCCCUCUAUUUGUGUGAUCUGAGUAACACAGGAGUCCUGGAGAAGGAACGAGCCAGACGCCUCAUUCACAACUACAAUCUCAUUUACAACCUGUCCCUGAGCCCUCGGAAAAUCGACCAGGCCUUGCGCAGAUUCCGUUCAGGAGAAAAUAUGCUGUUGGAGCCAGCACUGCGGUACUUAAAGGAGCUAUGAUAACAAGCCCAUAUUGUGAGAACAGAUGUUUCCCUUAUCUCCCUUUUUACCCAGACACGUGUUUCUCCCCAGCCCAUGUGUAGUGGUGGAGGCAUUGUCAGAGUUGAGGCUGAUGCACCUAUUGUGGAUGCUUUCUCUUUGGAUGCGAUUUCUGGCUAUGAUGCUUGCUCAGAAGUAGCUCAAAGUGAUCAGAGAAAAUCAGGUUUUCUCUUCUGAUGUGGCAAGAACCUAGUUACUCAAAAUCUCCUUCUAUUCUAAUAAAGCUUAUUAUUAAUAA
Carlito syrichta (Philippine tarsier) is the source of this 776-nucleotide messenger RNA. RefSeq lists its product as uncharacterized. The transcript has 4 exons. Bases 14 to 499 code for a protein of 161 amino acids. Lineage: Eukaryota; Metazoa; Chordata; Mammalia; Primates; Tarsiidae. The record is from RefSeq and is a predicted model, not a curated record.